This is a messenger RNA of Equus quagga, 503 nucleotides long. Its product is annotated as low affinity immunoglobulin gamma Fc region receptor II-a-like. Gene Ontology annotation, molecular function: transmembrane signaling receptor activity. Gene Ontology annotation, biological process: cell surface receptor signaling pathway. The record is from RefSeq and is a predicted model, not a curated record. Lineage: Eukaryota; Metazoa; Chordata; Mammalia; Perissodactyla; Equidae. The transcript has 4 exons. The annotation marks the transcript as partial.
GGGGUCGGCGUCGGCAGGCAGCCAGAGAGGAGUCGGGCGCUGGGGAGGCCGCCGCCAUCCUCGUUCCAUAGUGUUCCUCUCCAAAACGCCACUGGACUCAGGCCCAGUUCUGGGAUGACUGUGGAGAUCCCGAUGUUUCCAAAUGUACAUCCUGGUAACCCGUGGCUGCUUCAACCACUGCCCGUUUUGCUGCUGCUGGCUUCUGCAGACAGAGGAGCUGCAGGUCUCCCGAAGGCUGUGGUGAGCCUUGAGCCCCCAUGGAUCAACGUGCUGCAGGAUGAUUAUGUGACUCUGAAGUGCCAGGGGGCCCAUACCCCUGAGGACAACCCCACUCAGUGGUUCCAUAAUGGGAGCCCCAUCCCGACCCAGGUCCAGCCCAGCUACAGCUUUAAGGCCCAAAACAAUGACAGUGGAGACUACAGGUGCCAGACGGGCCAGACGAUUCUCAGUGACCCUGUGCAUCUGGAUGUGAUUUCCGGUCAGUGGAGGAAGUUCUGGGGAAG